AUGUCGAAUUCGGGUGGAGCGAAGCGAAGCAGCGCCAACGGCUCGUUUACGGGCGGGGCGAGCACCCCGGUGUUUGGCCCGAGCAUCCCGUCGAGCGUGUACCCCAAAGACUCUGUUAAGGAUGUCGCCGAGUCGCUCGGCAUCACGAACCUGCGCGACAAUAUCGCCACGGCGCUGGCGACCGACAUCGAGUACCGCAUCCGCGACAUUGCGCAGAGCGCGGCCAAGUACAUGAAGCACUCGAAGCGCUCGCGCAUGACGACGUCAGACAUUGACAAUGCGCUGCGCCAAAAGAACAUUGAACCGCUGUACGGCUUCUUCCCGCCGUACACGGGCGGCAAGGCCAAGGGGCCCUGGUUCCGUACCGUGCAGACCGCGUCGGGCGUGCCGAUGUACAUGGUCGAGGACGAGGAGGUGGACUUUGAUAGCAUCCUCGAGAACGGGCCACGCGUCGGCGUCGGCCGCGGCGUCGGCUGGCACGCCCACUGGCUCGCGAUCGAGGGCAUCCAGCCGCCGAUCCCUGAAAACCCUGUUUUCCUCGCCCGGCAGUCGGCCGCGGGCGACGGCGCGCUGCCGGACGCUGGUGAGGCCGCGGCGGAGCUCGGAAGCACGGCGGUCAAGCCGCUCGUGAAGCACGUUCUGUCGCGCGAGCUGCAGCUGUACUACGAGCGCCUCACUUCGUCGAUCAUCAGUCCCCCAGCCGACGCCGAGACGAGCCAGGGCGAGGCGCCGCCUUCGGACGUCGCCGCCGCGCAGCUCUCGCAGUACUCGCAGGGCUCGAGCGGCAACACGGUGCGCGACGCGGCGCUGGCAAGCCUGCGUGGCGACGCGGGUAUUCACCAGCUCGUGCCGUACCUGAUCCAGUGGGUCGGCGCGAACGUGACGCAUGUCCUGCGCUCACGCCCGGCCGAGGCAGAUGCACAGGAGCGCGAGCGCACCGUGCAUGUGCUGCACACGAUGCUCGACACGCUGCACGCGCUGCUGAUCAACCCGUCGAUCUUUAUCGAGCCGUACCUGCACCAGCUCAUGCCGUCGGUCCUGUCGAUCCUGCUUGCGGUCUAUACCUUGACGCACGAGGUGCACGCGGAUCUGGAGCGCGCAGCGCUGGCGUUGCGCCUGUACGCUGCUACUCUGCUGGCCUACAUUAUCGACCACUUUGCCGAGUGCUACCCCACGCUGAAGCCGCGCGUCGUCGCGACGCUGCUCCAGGCGCUCUUUGCGCACGUCGACGACGGCACAGCCGCGACCACGCCCGAGGCCUCGGGCUCGCUCGACGCCAAGAUCGGCGCGCUGAUUGCACUGCGCAAGCUCGGGCCGGCGAGCUUCAAGACGCUCCUGGGCAAUGUCGGCGUCCUGCCACCGCUCGAGUCCAGCGAGGAGCACGACGCGGAGCGCAUUCCGCUGCGCGAUAUGGGCGCGUGGCUCAAGACGCUUGUCGCGUCCGAGGGGCGUGCGGGCUUCCUCGCAAAAUGCAUCGUCGAGCAGGUGCGCGGCGGCCUGCGCGCGCUCGGCACCGAAAGCGACGGCGCUCCGGCCAUCCCGGACGCUGCGACGCUCGAGCAGAUCGAGGGCAUGUACGGGCCCUACUGGACGCGCGAGGUGCUCCACGAGGACGCCGCGGCGCUCACCGCCUUGGCGCAAUAUCGUCCACUGGCUGAAGAACAGUAG
Messenger RNA from Malassezia japonica, 1668 nucleotides. It is a transcript of the gene taf6, whose product is annotated as histone H4-like TAF Taf6, SAGA complex subunit. The transcript has a single exon. Bases 1 to 1668 code for a protein of 555 amino acids. Gene Ontology annotation, molecular function: RNA polymerase II general transcription initiation factor activity; protein heterodimerization activity; transcription coactivator activity. The record is from RefSeq and is a predicted model, not a curated record. Gene Ontology annotation, biological process: transcription initiation at RNA polymerase II promoter; RNA polymerase II preinitiation complex assembly. Gene Ontology annotation, cellular component: SLIK (SAGA-like) complex; SAGA complex; transcription factor TFIID complex. NCBI's taxonomy places the organism in Eukaryota, Fungi, Basidiomycota, Malasseziomycetes, Malasseziales, Malasseziaceae.